Molecule: messenger RNA, 2326 nt
Organism: Plasmodium vivax (malaria parasite P. vivax)
Lineage: Eukaryota; Apicomplexa; Aconoidasida; Haemosporida; Plasmodiidae
Product: phosphoenolpyruvate carboxykinase, putative
Exons: 1
Coding region: 1-1800 (599 amino acids)
Biological process (GO): gluconeogenesis
Cellular component (GO): cytosol
Molecular function (GO): ATP binding; phosphoenolpyruvate carboxykinase (ATP) activity
Source: RefSeq, a predicted model, not a curated record
AUGAUGGAAAACGUGGUUGCAAAGACGGUGGAAAGCACACUGAAGAAGUCGAUAGACAAGUCGUCAGAUUACGACUUGGCAGAAAAAAUGGAGGACAUGAAAAAGGUAAUAAUUGAGGAGGUGCGGAGAAACCUGGUGUAUAACAAACCGGUGGGACCCAUCAUGAGCUCGAAGGAUAUCCUAACGUUAAGUCAAGAGCAGGAAAGUAAAUUUAACGAAGAGGUACACGAGCUGGGAUUGCAUGUGAAUAGGAUACACCACAAUUCGACGCCAGCUUUUCUGUACGAAAUGGCAUUGAAAUAUGAGUCCAAUUCGUUUAUAACCAGCACAGGAGCGUUAUGCUGCAUUUCUGGAGAGAAAACAGGGAGGUCUCCAUCGGACAAGCGGAUUGUGAAGGAGAGUUCCUCAGAAGAAAACAUCUGGUGGGGAAAAGUGAACAUUCCUUUGAAAGAAAAAUCUUACGAAAUAAACAAAGGCAGAGCGAUAGACUACCUAAAUUUGCAGCCAAACUUGUACGUUAUAGAUGCCUAUGCAGGUUGGGAUGAAAAUUGCAGAAUCAAAAUCAGAGUGAUUACUUCUAGGGCUUAUCAUGCACUGUACAUGCUGAAUAUGCUUAUCCCCCCAAAAAAUGUAGAAGAAAUACAAAAUUUUAUCCCAGAUUUUAUUAUAUAUAAUGCUGGGGAUUUCCCUUCAAACAGAUUAACAGAUGGAAUGUCCAGCCAAACAUCCGUCAUCAUAAAUUUCGGUGCAAUGAAUAUGAUCAUAUUGGGAACUCAGUACGCUGGAGAAAUGAAAAAAGGAAUUUUAACCCUUUUUAUGUAUAAGAUGCCAUUGGAAGGGAAACUACCUCUACACUCUUCCUGCAAUGUUGGGAAGAACAACGACGUGACUUUAUUCUUUGGACUCUCAGGCACGGGAAAGACAACCCUCUCUGCUGAUGCGAAUAGGUAUCUCAUAGGGGAUGAUGAACAUGUGUGGACAGACGAUGGCAUAUUCAACAUAGAAGGUGGGUGUUAUGCAAAAUGUAAGGGCCUUUCAAAAAAACAAGAACCAGAGAUUUAUAAGGCAAUCAAAUUUGGGGCUAUUCUCGAAAAUGUGGUAAUGGACCCAGUCACCAGAGAAGUAGAUUAUAAUAACUGCACAAUUACAGAAAAUACACGAUGUGCUUAUCCUUUGUCCUACAUAGAAAAUGCGAAGAUUCCCGCGUAUGUUCAUACCCAUCCGCAGAAUAUUAUCCUGCUGACCUGUGAUGCCUUUGGAGUUAUUCCCCCGCUAUCCAAGCUGGAUGUAUACCAAAUGAUGUACCAUUUCGUUAGUGGGUAUACGAGCAAAAUGGCUGGCACAGAAAGCGACGUUUUGAAACCAACAGCUACCUUCUCCUCGUGUUAUGCCGCUCCCUUCUUGGCUCUCCACCCUAUGGUGUACGCCAAAAUGUUGGCGGAGAAAUAUCAGAAGCAUAAGGCCAACGUAUGGCUGUUAAAUACUGGCUGGAUUUAUGGCUCGUACGGUUCGCAGAAUGGGCAACGGAUCCCUUUGAAGUACACGCGCAUGUUGGUGGACUACAUUCACGAGAAUAAGCUGAUCGAUAUUGAGUAUAAGAAGACGCCCAUUUUUAACUUUAACAUCCCUGCCCGCGUGGAGGGCAUUCCCGAGGAAGUCCUCGACCCCCUCGUCGGGUGGAAGGACAAGGAGGACUACAUGAAGAACCUCCAGAACUUGGCCAGGGAGUUCAUCAGCAACUUUGCCUUGUUCUCGGACAAGGCCGGCCCGGACAUCCUCUCGGGGGGGCCCGCCCUCUAACAGUGCAGGCGGCGGAGUUAGCGGAAUUAGCCGAAUUAGCGGUGAGAUAGCGGAGUUAGCCGAAUUAGCGGCGAGUUAGCGGCGAAGCACCCGUCUGACUCGUUACAUCCGCGCCGCUAUUCCACGCAGUUGGGGAGCUCCGCGAAGAAGCUAACCAGGGAGGAUGCAUACGCAGAAUUGGGGAGCGGAUCUCCCGAGCGCAGCGUCGCCACAGAAUCGCUCUCAUUUUUUUCACUUUGGAACGUAUCACCUUUUUUUUUUAUUUUAUUUUAUUUUAUUUUUUUUUGCUACUAUUUUUACGCCCAUGCUGGCCCCUUUUUCCCACAUAGGGAUGUCCCUAUGUGCAGCCACAAGUGGCCACAGACGGCCGCUUUACACCUGCGCGCGGGUCCCAUUUGUCAUCGCGCUAAGAAUGAAGUUCCUCUCAUGCACUCUGCACACCUUUCCCUUUUUUUCCCAUCCUAACAACCAACUAAGAGGAAGCAGCAAAUACUCCCACCGAAUUAAGGCAACCUUUCAAUUGAAC